This is a messenger RNA of Brugia malayi, 474 nucleotides long. RefSeq names its product Protein FAM34A, putative. Gene Ontology annotation, cellular component: endomembrane system. Gene Ontology annotation, molecular function: acyltransferase activity. The transcript has 4 exons. Lineage: Eukaryota; Metazoa; Nematoda; Chromadorea; Rhabditida; Onchocercidae. The coding region runs from base 1 to 474 and encodes 157 amino acids. The record is from RefSeq and is a predicted model, not a curated record.
AUGUCAUCUGCCAAGUUAACAAGACGUCAGCUUGGAACUGGCUGGUGUUAUGUCAAACGCGCGUGGAAUGAAACAUUACUAAAAAUGCGACCUCCGAUAAAAUAUGUACUGGAUGUGACGAUUGCAUAUCCACAUAAAAUGCCUCUUUCACUUUUCACACUGAGCUUUGGCACUCGUGAACCAUGCGAUAUUGGUGUACAUUAUAAAAUUUAUGAUGCUAGUGAUGUACCGUUUGAAGAUGAAGAGAAGUUGCGUGAUUGGUUAUACAGCGUUUACCAAUACAAGGAUAAUAUUCUUGACCGGUACUACAAAGAAGGCGUUUUUGUGCGUGACGAGAAAGGUAAUAGGGUAUAUUUUCCAUGGUGGAGAAUUGUCGGACAGUAUAUUUUUUGGUUAUCUUCAUUUUAUGUGCAAUAUCGAAUUUAUUCAUUUAUAGUACUUCAUUUUCUACGAAGUAUAGGUCUCAUCUCGUGA